Callithrix jacchus (white-tufted-ear marmoset) is the source of this 769-nucleotide messenger RNA. It is a transcript of the gene MRPL55, whose product is annotated as mitochondrial ribosomal protein L55. Gene Ontology annotation, molecular function: structural constituent of ribosome. Gene Ontology annotation, biological process: translation. Gene Ontology annotation, cellular component: mitochondrial large ribosomal subunit. NCBI's taxonomy places the organism in Eukaryota, Metazoa, Chordata, Mammalia, Primates, Cebidae. The record is from RefSeq and is a predicted model, not a curated record.
GUCUGCCAGUGACGUCUUGGCUGCGCGCCGCAGCAUGCAAGGCGGUGAGUGUGCCGUGACCUUAUGCGUGUCUUCGUCUUUGCCUUAGUUUCCUACCUGGAAGUCCGGACCGCCUGUUAUCAGGCCUCUCCGCAGCGACAGAAGCGGCCGCAGGCGGUUCUGAGAAGUCUAAGUGUUAUCAGGCCCCUCCACAGCGACAGAAGCGGAGAGGUUGGUGAGUGACAUGGAGAUUACAUGUGUCUUGGAGCAGGUUGCACGCCAGGACCUGUACUGACCACCUCCACGUGCCACUGGGGCUCUGAGGAGGAAUGGCGGCAGUGGGUAGCUUGCUUGGCCUGCUAAGAUGCAGCGCUGUGAAGGCCACUGGGUCUGCACUCCGCUGCCUGCAUACAUCCUCCUGGCGGGCCGACAGCAGCAGGGCCUCAUUUGCUCGUGUGCGCCGCCAGGCCUAUGCACGCCUCUACCCCGUGCUGCUGGUGAAACAGGAUGGCUCGACCGUCCACAUCCGCUACAGGGAGCCACGGCGCAUGCUGGCGAUGCCCAUAGAUCUGGACACCCUGACUCCUGAGGAGCGCCGGGCCAGGCUGCGGAGGCGUGAGGCUCAGCUCCAGCGGACGAAGGAAUACGAGGAGGAGCUCAGUGAUGACUUUGAUGUGGAGCGCUACCGACAGUUCUGGGCCAAGACCAAGAAGUGACCGUGGCUCCAGCCACGCCGGGACAUUGCUAAGAUGGGAGAGCGGUUCUUAAAUUCCCACUCUCAAAGCUGCCA